UGUUCUCAAAUGAUAGCUGAUUUGAACAUAUUUUUAACUUAAUUUAAAAAAACAAAACGAUGGGCGGCACUAAGUGCAGCUUUCGUGAUUGCCCGGUGAACUCCAAACGCAACCCCAACAUGCACUUCUUCAAGUUCCCGACUAAGGACCCGGAGAGGAUGCAAGAGUGGAUUAAAUACUGUGCGAAUGCGCCUUCAAACAAAUGGGCCACCAGGACUGUUUGCGCCAGGCACUUUCGCGCCGAAUCCUUUAUGAACUACAAAAUGGAGAGGCUCGCGCCCAAGCAGACGCCCACAUUGCUGAGGAUCAACAGGGAUUUGGCCCUGGACUAUGCGAGUCUCGACCAGAACGGGGAGCCGCUUCUGGUAAAGCUGAAGCCUCCAACGCAGCCGCAUUUAAUACCGCCCAAGCACUUCAAGUGUCCCCUGGGAUUCGUGGACGAGGAUGAGGCCGAGGUAACCGGCAAGCCGACUCAAGAUUCCGUGGAGAAACCACCGGAAGCGCAGGGACAGCAACCAGCGGACGAAGUUCAGGAACCAGACUGUUCGGUGGAUGCGGAGCAAGAGCAGCCGGCUCAGCCCAAAGAGAGGGUGGCGGUGGAGACACAGGAUGUCACAGCAUCAACCAGUGGAGGUUCGGAUAUGCCCAUGCCUCAAAACAUUCUGGAUAUAAUAAGUCAACUGCAGCCUUCGUUGGGCAUCAAGUUGGUGAAAAGGCCAGUGGAGACUCGCUCGACAAGUGAGGGAAACGCGACUCCAAAUGAAGAGCAGACUGAAGAUUCAACUAAAAGGCAGAUGCUGUCCAAUAUGAUAGAAAAGUGCCCUAAACAAACAAGUACACUUGUGGAGGGCAUUAAUAAGCCAAAGCUAAUCAAAGAGCAGCCCAAGAAGAUGUCUGCAGAUAUACUUAGAAAGCGUGGAAUGCCGAAGGAAGACGUACUGAGUGCGAAGCAGACUAAGAGAAAAAAGAUACCAGAUGCAGAACAAAAGACUAAAAGCCUCGCCGAAACUAGAAACGAUUUGGCAGAGAACCUAAACACGCAAAAGAUUUCACAAAGUGAAAAACCCUCCCAGUCCAGCCACUUUAACUCGAAGCCGGGCCAAGGGAAGCACCUUAAUGAGUCGCCUCUGAAUACAGAAUCUGCAUGCUUUUCGAAUGACGAAGAUGAGAGCAUAGUCCCCAGCACUGACAGUCAGGAUGGAUGUGAUACUGCUGAAAAACCAUCUUCUUCCGCAGACGACCUGCGUGAAAAGCUGCUUCAGGACUACAAAAAUCUACAGGCCGAGUUUGAAAAACUGACCGAGGAGAAUGACAAGCUAAUACGGCUGCAGGCGGAACGUCCAAAGGUUACCACUCCCACUAAGCCCGCAUCCAACUCGUUGACCAAACCACAGCUGUACAUGGCCAUUAAGAAGUAUCUGGGACCCACGAUGGCCGCCCUGCUGCGCAUGGAAAUGUUUGGGGGCUCUGAGGAUCGCACCUGGAAGGAGGACGAGCGGGAGUUCGCCACAGAGCUGCUGCAACUGGGCGAUGAGGUAUACAAGUACUGCUGCGACGAGUGGCGAUUCCGGCUGCCCCCGCUGCGGACUGCCCGAUCCUGGCUGGAGCAUAAGACCACAGAGGGGAUUGAGGAUUUUCUAGACUUGUAGACUUUCUAGAUUUGCAGUUUUGCAAAAGUAAUAGGUAUUAUAAAGUAGUUAUAGUAUUCUUGCUUUCUUAACGGUAAGCAAAUAUUAAGCCUUUCGUUUAUGUUUUAUGCUCAUUUUGGGGAAAACGUAUUAUAGAAACGUCCUUGUCAGUAAAAGUAAAGUAUUUUAUGUUGUCUAAAAACAAAAUAAUAACUUAUUAAUCCUUGAACAAAUAUUUAAUUUUAACUUGUUUUAAAAUUACAACUUGCUUUUACAAUUAAAUUUGCAUUACAAAUAAUAUGUUGAGAGGCAUAUUAUAAUUGUAAUGUUUUGUUAUAUAAACGACUG
Messenger RNA from Drosophila biarmipes, 1976 nucleotides. RefSeq lists its product as uncharacterized. The record is from RefSeq and is a predicted model, not a curated record. The coding region runs from base 60 to 1649 and encodes 529 amino acids. The transcript has a single exon. Lineage: Eukaryota; Metazoa; Arthropoda; Insecta; Diptera; Drosophilidae. Gene Ontology annotation, molecular function: sequence-specific DNA binding.